Marasmius oreades (fairy-ring Marasmius) is the source of this 1254-nucleotide messenger RNA. RefSeq lists its product as uncharacterized. The coding region runs from base 1 to 1254 and encodes 417 amino acids. The record is from RefSeq and is a predicted model, not a curated record. NCBI's taxonomy places the organism in Eukaryota, Fungi, Basidiomycota, Agaricomycetes, Agaricales, Marasmiaceae. The transcript is spliced from 9 exons.
AUGACACAGGUUCCUCUCAAUUACUCGUCCAAGGAUGAUGGGAAAACUGUAGUACUUGCGAUGAUCAAGGCUCCAGCUAAUACCACCAGUUCAGCCCAUGGAGGUCCCGUGUUUAUCAACCCAGGAGGUCCCGGUGCCAGUGGGGUUGAAUUCAUGCAAAUCGCCGGUGAAUUUCUACACACAAUCAUUGGGAAACAAUUUGACAUCGUCUCCUUUGAUCUGCGAGGUGUCAGUUUCAGCUCUCCCAAAGUAUCAAUCUUCAAUUCCACUGAUGAAGCUUCCAACUUUGCAUCCAGUGAGAUUUAUGAUUUAAACUCCACCUCUACCGCAAUGUCAGAGGAAUGGGAAAGAUACCAGCUUCUUGGAAAACUGGCUGUGGAGCGUGAUGUCGAUGGGUUUCUAAGUCAUGUAUUGACGGAUAAUGUUGCCCGAGAUAUGUUACAAAUGCUUGAGGCUAUGGGACAGCAGAAGCUGCAAUACUGGGGAUUCUCGUACGGAACGGUAUUGGGUGCUGUCUUUGUGACAAUGUUCCCCGAUCGCGUUGACCAUUUAGUCGUCGACGGCAUUGUGGAUAUGGAUGGUUAUUUCGCGAACGACGCCAAGGACCAGAUCGCAGAUGCCGACAAAGUCAUGCAAAUCUUUUUCGACGAGUGCUUUGUUGCAGGCCCUCAAAGUUGUGCUUUCCACUCCUUGUCUCCGGCUGAGAUUUCCACGAACUUGAAUGCACUCUACGAAAAGGUCCGCGCUAACCCUGUUCAAGUCCCAACGGGAAAUACCUCUAUUCUGGUCACAUACGAUCUACUUCGACAAGUUGUCUUCUCAACUCUGAGUAGUCCGCUUGCGUUUCCCCAGCUUGCUCUGGCACUGCAAGAACUUUCGCAGGGCAACGGGACCGCUGUCGCAGCACAAUUUGUUGCUGCAUCUGCAGAGACUCUCAAGAUCCUUGAACCUUACCUCGCUGUAGGGUGCGGAGAUGCAGUCCCACAGAAUGCCAGUCCCUUGGAGUUGAUGGCAUAUAUGAACACUAUAAACUCAACAUUUGCAAGCUUGGGCAUCGCGUCCAUGGCACGGUGCAUUGGAUGGAAAGUACACCCUGAAAGUCGUUUUAAAGGUGUGCGGCAAUCCUCGUGUUUACACGCUGGUCUCUGUUGUGGUACUCACACACAGUUGGAAGGACCGGUUGGGGGGAACACCAAAUUUCCUCUUCUAGUCAUUGGAAACACCGCUGAUCCAGUCACUCCCCUUGCUGCAUAA